AUGGCCGGAUCCGCUCGACCCCUCUUCGCUUUCCUCCUCUUCUUCUUCCUCUGUGCCCUCACCUUUCCUCGUAACCGCGCCGCCGCGGCGCCGCCUCUCUGCCCCCGUUCGGACCUGGCCUUCCUCGACGGCAUCGAAUCUCAAUGCCCUCUUUGGAUCGAGCUGUCUUCGCCUCAGGAGGUGAGUGGAGAGACAUUUGAGAGAGAGCUAUCUGGCAAGCAAAGUUCUUAUUACUCUAUCCUUUUCUAUGCAUCGUGGUGCCCGUUCUCAUCCAAUACUCGACCUAUGUUUGAUGCUCUUAGUUCCAUGUUUCCUCAAAUAAAACAUUUAUUAGUUGAAGAAUCAUCAGUCAUGCCAAGUGUCCUCUCAAGAAAUGGUAUUCACAGCUUUCCAGCUGUAAUGCUGAUCAAUGGGACAACAAGGGUUCAAUAUCAUGGCUCAAGGGAUUUGACUUCCCUGGUCCAAUUCUACAAGAAAAAUACAGGUUUGAAUCCAGUCAUAUAUCUGGAGAUUGAACAGUUCAGUUCAGAACGCGUGAGGUCCCAUGUUGGCUUCAACUCCAGUGAUAUUUUGUGCAUCUGCUUGGGGAACGUGUUUGUUGGAAACACAGAUUGGUCUGAUGGGAUGGAGACGGGGCGGGGCACCAAGGCAUUGUAA
Messenger RNA from Musa acuminata AAA Group (dessert banana), 657 nucleotides. Its product is annotated as 5'-adenylylsulfate reductase-like 5. The transcript is spliced from 6 exons. Lineage: Eukaryota; Viridiplantae; Streptophyta; Magnoliopsida; Zingiberales; Musaceae. The record is from RefSeq and is a predicted model, not a curated record. The coding region runs from base 1 to 657 and encodes 218 amino acids.